This is a messenger RNA of Branchiostoma belcheri (Belcher's lancelet), 3090 nucleotides long. Its product is annotated as guanylate cyclase 32E-like. The transcript has 25 exons. Bases 1 to 3090 code for a protein of 1029 amino acids. Gene Ontology annotation, biological process: protein phosphorylation; intracellular signal transduction; receptor guanylyl cyclase signaling pathway. The record is from RefSeq and is a predicted model, not a curated record. Gene Ontology annotation, molecular function: ATP binding; guanylate cyclase activity; peptide receptor activity. NCBI's taxonomy places the organism in Eukaryota, Metazoa, Chordata, Leptocardii, Amphioxiformes, Branchiostomatidae.
AUGGGGACGGACGUUGUUUUCCUGAUUUUCCUGAUGUUCUGUGAGUGUGUCGUCCCGAAUGAAGGCGUCAAACUGGGCCUGUUGGUGACAACGGAUAACGUGGUGAGCUUCUCCAACCCCGGACUGGUUAUUUCGGGCGCCAUGACACUCGCUGUUGAUGACGUCAACAGGAACCCCUCCCUGCUGCCCGACAUGAAGCUAGAAUUCGUCUGGAACAACACUGAGGGGUAUGAAGACGGAUCUAUCCGCGCCCUGACUGACCAGUGGCGGGACGGGGUGGUCGCGUUCUUCGGUCCGGGAGAGACCUGCACUACCGAGGCACGGAUAGCCGCCUCGUGGAACGUACCCAUGAUAUCUUACAUGUGUUCCGAGUACCCAGUGUCCGACAAGUCCCUCUACCCGACCUUCGCCCGGACCCUGCCGCCGGACACACAAGUCUCCAACUCCAUCCUCGCACUUCUGGAGAACUUCGGCUGGACCAAUGUCACCCUGGUGGUCUCAGAGACAGUAUACAUCGUGCUGGGGAAGUACUUCGAGGCGUUGGAGUUCGCCCACUACAUGUACGAGAUGGGCCUGCUGGCGGGAGGGGAGUACAUGGUCAUCACUGUCGAGUUAGAUCAGGAGUACAGCCGAGACUUCCCACAGAGUCUCAUGCAAGGUCCGUUUGAAGCCGACUUGCGGCCGGGUAUAAUCGAGUCGUACCGCUCGGUGCUGGUGCUCGUCCCCUCCCCGCCCAGUAACCCAGACUACGCGCUGUUCGAGAGAGAGGUGGACCAGAAGAGCAAAGAGCCGCCCUUCAACUUCUCCUCAAAACUCACCAGACGGAUUCCCCGUACUGCGGCCUACCUGUACGACUCUGUUAUGAUCUACGCGCAUGCGCUCCACGGGACCAUUCAGAAAGGAGGAAGUGUCACAGACGGACAGGCCAUCAUCAAGAAUACAAUCAGCAGGCAAUACGAGAGCGUUCUUGGGAACAUGAUGUACAUAGACCAUAACGGAGACGCCGAGAUCAACAUCACGGUCCUGGCGCUGAAGCCGUACUCGGACCCGGCCACGUCAGACCACACGCACGGGCUGCUGCCUGUAGCCAUCUUCCGGGAGGAGGACGGCAGGCCGGUGUUUCAGAUCACGGCGCCAGACGGGAUAGACUGGGUGGGGGGCACACCGCCUCUGGUGGAGCCACCAUGUGGGUUCAGAGGUCAGAGAUGCUUGACACAACCAGAUUUCGCUGCGGAAAUAUCCGGCAGUGUAAUAGGAGGCCUCUGCCUGGUGUUGUUCAUUAUCGGACUGGUCGUGUACAGAAAUUACAAGUACGAGUCCGAGCUGGCCAGGAUGCUGUGGAAGAUUGACUACAGGGACAUCGUGCGGCGCGGCAUGAGGAGCAAACUCAACACCAGCAGCAGGUGCUUGAACGUUUCCCAGUUGACGAUGAACAGUGACACAGCGCAGGUGUUCGCUCAUGUCGGCUACUACAAAGGGGCCACGGUAGCCAUCAAAUGGGUCCACAAGAACCACGUGGAUCUAACCAGGAGCGUGAGAAAGGAGCUGAAACUUAUGAAAGACCUUCGGCAUGACAACAUCGCCACCUUCAUCGGCGCAUGCGUCGACUCCCCUAACAUUUGCAUCAUUACCGAAUAUUGUACGAAGGGCAGUCUAACGGACAUUUUGGAGAACACGGACGUCAAGUUGGAUACCAUGUUCACGGCGUCCAUCGUCACGGAUAUACUAAAGGGCAUGAUCUACCUCCACUCGUCCGAGCUGAAGUCCCACGGGAACCUGAAGUCCUCCAACUGCGUCGUGGACAGCCGCUGGGUCGUCAAGGUGACGGACUUCGGGCUGCAGGAGUUCAAGGCAGGCAGCAAGGACGAGGCCGGCGAGCAUGCGUACUACCGAAACCUGCUGUGGAAAGCGCCUGAACUGUUACGCGACCCUAGUGCGCAGGCGCGAGGGACGCCCAAGGGUGACGUGUACGCGUUCGGCAUCAUUCUGUACGAGAUCGAGGGCAGGGAGGGGCCGUACGGCACAUGCGCAGAGGACCCCAAAGAGAUCGUGGAGAAGAUCCGCGGCGGUACGGACCUGUUCAGACCGGACACGCAGCACCUGGACUGUGAGAAGUUCGUCAUUGACGUGAUGCACGUCUGCUGGGCGGAGUUACCGGAGUCACGCCCGGAGUUUAAGGCCGUCAGGAACCUGCUCAAGCCCAUGAAAAGGGGCAUGAAGUCCAACAUCUUUGACAACAUGAUGAACAUCAUGGAGAAAUACGCCAACAACCUGGAGGAGCUUGUGGAGGAGAGGACGCACCAGCUGGUGGAGGAGAAGAAGAAAACCGACGCUCUGCUGUACAGCAUGCUGCCCAAAACCGUAGCAGACCAACUGAAGCGAGGGAAAAGGGUGGAUCCGGAGUCGUUCGACAUGGUGACCAUCUUCUUCAGCGACAUCGUGGGCUUCACGUCCCUGUCAGCGGAGAGCACGCCACUACAGGUGGUUGACCUGCUGAACGACCUGUACACCUGCUUCGAUGACAUCAUCAGCAACUUUGACGUGUACAAGGUGGAGACCAUCGGUGACGCGUACAUGGUGGUAUCAGGUCUGCCCAUCCAGAACGGUGACCGGCAUGGCGGUGAGAUCGCGUCCAUGGCGCUCGCCCUGCUGAAGGCCGUGUCCAGCUUCAAGAUCAGGCACAGGGGAGACCACAAGAUGCACCUCAGGAUAGGCAUCCACUCAGGUCCGUGCUGCGCAGGCGUGGUGGGACUGAAGAUGCCCCGGUACUGUCUGUUUGGUGACACGGUGAACACCGCGUCACGGAUGGAAUCCCACGGGCAAGCGCUGAAGAUCCACUGCAGCCAGGAGUGUAAAAACGUCCUGGACAGACUUGGGGGAUACCACUUGGUCAAGAGGGGUGUGAUCACCAUGAAGGGAAAGGGGGAGAAGGUGACGUACUGGUUGUUGGGAGAGGACAGGAGCGGCCGCCACAACCUGCCCCCUGUGCCCCCUCCCCUGCCCCUCUCCCCUACCACCCAACUUCCAACAACCUGCGGGCAAUCUCACGCAAACUCUCCCCCCUCAUGGUCAACAACUUCACUCCGGUAG